Emericellopsis atlantica is the source of this 936-nucleotide messenger RNA. RefSeq lists its product as uncharacterized. NCBI's taxonomy places the organism in Eukaryota, Fungi, Ascomycota, Sordariomycetes, Hypocreales, Bionectriaceae. The coding region runs from base 277 to 822 and encodes 181 amino acids. The record is from RefSeq and is a predicted model, not a curated record. The transcript has 2 exons.
CCUUAGCCAAGUAGUGCGAGCAAGGAGUGAUGUCACUAGACCCAGACAGGUCAACCUGUAUCGAUGGCAUCGUGACUUCCAUCACAAGAAUGGGUUGGCAGGUGUUGGAAGCUCCCGGAGUAAAAGUCCGUGGCUAUCUUAUUUAAAAACGUCUCAUCGCCCUACUCCUCUGGGCUUCUUCUUUUCCCCCCCAUCACAAUCAACACACCUGCACUCAAAUACCAACCUUCAGGAUCACAUCCAACCAGUCCAUUCAGCACCACAUCAACCUUUACAAUGGCCGACAGCAACCAGCCCUCCACUCUCCAGUCCUACGUCGACUCUGCCACUGGCAAGGUCCAGUCGGCACUCGGCAGCGUGACCGGCAACACUGGUGACCAGGCCAAGGGUGACCUCCGCGAGGACAAGGCCCAGUCCGAGUACGACGCUUCGCACGCCACUGCUAAGCUUCCUGGCGCCACCAUCUCUGGCUCUGGUGCUGCUGUCACCGACAACAAGGACCGCACUGACGGUUCGUGGAACCAAACGGCUGGAUCUGCAAAGGAGACUCUCGGCGGACUUAUGGGAAAUGAGAACCUCAAGCAAGCUGGCCGACAGCAGAAUCUUGAGGGUCAGCAGCAGGAGGCUAAGGGUCAGCUUUCCGACCUUGGCUCUGGUAUUUCCGAUCGCGCACAGGGUGCCGUUGGCAGUGCCGUCGCUGGCCUGACUGGUGACGAGUCCAAACAGGCUCAGUACAACCAAAUGCAUGCCGAGGGAAAGACACAGCAGCGUGGUGUCGAGCACGACGUCACCAAGCAGGCGGAGGCUGAGCGUCAGCAGUAAGGGAGGAAGUAUGGAUUGACCUGAAAUUUGAUACCCUACGAUGAGAAUGGCCAAAGCCUUCUAAAAGUCUUAUCAAUUAAAAUAAUUAUACAACACUGAUCAUCACAAAUUGAC